Messenger RNA from Cyclopterus lumpus (lumpfish), 3929 nucleotides. RefSeq names its product family with sequence similarity 160 member B2 (gene fhip2b). Bases 950 to 3130 code for a protein of 726 amino acids. The record is from RefSeq and is a predicted model, not a curated record. The transcript has 17 exons. NCBI's taxonomy places the organism in Eukaryota, Metazoa, Chordata, Actinopteri, Perciformes, Cyclopteridae.
AAUAAUUUACAGUGAAUAAUUGAUGUAAACUCAUGAGCAAGAACAGCUGACGUGGUGACGUCAUCCAGUUCGCUGCUGUUCCAGCUGCAGAAAGACCGUCCUGGUCCUCCGGAGUCCGGAGUCCAGACCCCAAGAACACCAGUCUGUACUCGGCGUACUUCGGAGUGAGAAACGGCCCCGCUUCGAAGACACGAAAGGACACAUCACCACUAACAUGCCGUCGCCUCAUAACUACGGAGUGAAAAUGGAGUCUGGUUCUCUAAACACCGCGGUUGUCGUUUCCUAACUCCUCAUGAAUUCUCCUUCCCACCUUUCCUUGACCCCGUGACGUCUUCCAGAGGUCAAGGACACGUGGUUAGGGUUAGACCAGGAGCUACUUCUCUGGACUAUUCACUGCAGACUUGUACUUUCGGGUCACUUGCUUUUAUUUUGAGACUCGUACCUGCCUGCUUUAGCCCAGCGCACGGCUAAUUUACCGGCGUUAGCGUCCUUUUACUGGCUCUAGUAAAGGCAAAGCUAACUCAAAAAAUCCAAACGAUAUUUAGCUCGAAAGGUAAGAAGUUAAAGCUUAGUUUAACACCAUUAAAUCAGCUGAAAACCUGAUACGAUCAAUAUUUUAAGUGACAUUCUAUUCGAAUGUUAGCUCAAAUCUGGCCGAGACGGGACACGAUUCCGUUACGUCUCUCUUCAAAAGAUAAAGAAUUUAUUUCGGUUUGGUUCUCGUGUCUUUUAGUUUUUUUUAACUAAACUGUAAAAUACAUCUGUGACCCGCGCGACACCCGGAAGAAGAGGCGCGAGUCUUAUUCUGAAACCGGAUGCGAUCAAAUUCAUUCGGCAUGUGUUCUUUUAUUUUGAAACUUGUCCCCGUUGUUUCCGUUUGACGCUGUCGGUCAGCUGUCUACUCGGUAACUACCGUAACUACCGUAACUACCCAUAACACACCGGGAGAAUGGAGACGUUCAGUAAGCUGAGCAGCUUGUUGCUGCGCGCGCUGGAGACGAAGGAGCCUACAGUUGAACUGCUGGAGUCCUUUGUUGAUCAUUGGAAAUCAAUAACUAACUAUUACAUCCAGACAACAGAUGACAGUCGUCCUGUCAGACAGACAGAGAUCCCCUGGUGUCUCAGACAGAUGUUGGACAUCCUGGUGUACGAAGAGAAACAACAGGUGGAGGACACAGGACCAUGUUUGGAGUAUCUGCUGCAACACAAACUGUUGGAGACCCUGUGCACUCUGGGAAAGGCUCAGUACCCCCUAGGCAUGGUCCAGCAGGUCUUGUUGUUCUUCUCCAAGUUGUUGUCUCAGAUCCAGAAACCUCUGCUGCAGCUGGUCGGCGUCUACAGGCCUGUGCAGAAGCUGAUUGGUCUAUGUGCACUUCCUGGUUCCCACACUGAGAAGGAGGAAGCUCAGUUCUUAUUGGUGGUUUGCUCCAGAGUCAAACAGGAUCCGCACACACUCAGAUACCUCUUACAGGUAACGGCGGCACCACCAACUCAACCGGCAGCCAGGACACCAGCUUCUGACCAAUCACAGCCCUGCACACAAGCCUCCAAUCACAGCAAAGAGCCGCCACUGCCAGCCAGCCAAUCGGAUUCAUCUACCGGCCGCCCUGUCCAAUCAGAAUCCGGUCUGCUGUCGGCUCUGCUGCAGCUCGCCCAGAGUCAGAGGGGUUCGGUGUGUCUGAAGGCCUUUGAGAGCCUCCUCAUGCUGUCUGCUCUCCAGUCCGAAUCUUCAGGGGAGAUUCUGGCCGAUCAUACCCAGCUGGGAGAGCUGCUUACUGGGAGGCUGCUACAGCUUUACUCUCUGCUGCCUCUGGAGAGUCUGGAUCCUGGAGAGGUGCAGAGCUGGCCUCAUACACCAUGGAGCUCUCAGUUCUCUCACUGCAGAUCUGAUCUCAGGUCAAAGUAUUCUGCUUCUAAUCAGAUGACCAACUUCUUCUCUUGGUUGGACUUCCUGGAUCACCUGAUGAGAGAAGCCCCUCAGGUGUUGGCAGUGAAGCUAGCUCAGUGUGUUCAUCGGUUUUGGUUGUUUGACAUUCUUCAGCCUCAGCUGCUACACACGUGUGAGCAGAUGGUCCUGGUCUCCACCUCCAUCCUCUGUGUUGCUGUCAGAUUCGUACAGUCCUCGUCUCUGCUGGAUCAGCUGGUUCACUUCCUGCUGAGGACACACACACUGACUUACCUGCUUGUGCAGCGAUGUGACCACAUCUCUGACCAGAUCAGUUUGGCCUCUCUGUCUCUGGUGGAGGAGUUACUACAGAAGCCUCACAGGGACAUUCUGGAUGUCCUGGUGUUGACUUUCCUGCAGAGUCGUAGUUACCUGUCUGCACCUGCUGCAGGUCAGGAGGACAGGCCCCUCGAGAGCAACCAGACCAAUGAGGACAGCGAUGAUCUGGAGGAGGACCCGUUCUUCUCAGACAGCUUGCUGUUCUCAGACAGUCAGCUGCUUCUUCAUCCUCCUCCUCCUCCUUUCUCCUCCUCUUCCUCCUCUGCUCCACCUCCCUCUGGUCUGGGAUCAGCUGCUGAUGUUGUCAACAGUUUCCUGUGUUUAGUUCCGGUUCAGGUUCGAUCAGCUCAGCUGCUGCAGGAAGGAGGAUACGAGUCGUACGUCCACGACGCUCACACACAGGUGACGCAGUGUGAGUCUCUCUCUCUGUCCUGGGAUUGGCCGAUCAGUCUUCCUUCCUCCUCAGGUGAGGGAGAGGAGUUCUUUGAAGGUCACCUGCUGAAAGUUAUGUUUGACCGACUGGGGCGUGUCCUCGAGCAGCCGUACGAGUUAAACCUGAAGUUGACUGCAGUUCUGUCCAGACUGUCGGCCUUCAACCACCCGCUGCUGCAGGAAUACCUGCUCAAUCCAUACAUCCACCUAUCUCACUGCUCCAGGUCGCUGUUCUCUGUCCUCAUCAGGUUGAUGGGAGAGUUGAUGCAGAGAAUCCAGCAGGUGUCCAACCUGACAGACAGACUGUUGAACACCAGGAGAGACCUUCUGGGACUGAACCACAACACUGGACUGGAGCACUUGACUCUGCUGAGAGGAGUUGUCGUCCUCGAGGAGUUCUGUAAGGAGCUUGCCGCCAUUGCCUUUGUCAAACUGCCCCUGGACCAGGUAGUGACACCCCUGGACCAGCAGUGAGACCCCUGGACCAGCAGUGAGACCCCUGGACCAGCAGUGAGACCCCUGGACCAGCAGUGAGACCCCUGGACCAGGUAGUGACACCCCUGGACCAGCAGUGAGACCCCUGGACCAGCAGUAACAGAAACACUUGUUACAUGUGGUCUUCUACCUGAGGACGACAGGUAUGUCUGGACUGGAACAGGGACUCUGCUGGUCCACCUGGACGAAAGGUGAAGCCUCUUUGACCUGAAGCGUUCCUCAGGCGACCCUGAACGCCUCAUUGUCUCUGCCUUCAUCACCUGUCUCACUUCACCCUGAUUUUACACUGUGACAUCACUGUGACCGCAAACAGCAGUUUUAGUUAUUUAUUAUAGUUUUAAUAUUCUUCCAUCAUGAACCACAAGAAAGCAGAGUUUCUAUCUGAUAGAUUUACAGUCGAUCCAUUCCAUCAGCCAGGGGUCAUUUCUGAUUGGAUAACAACGGGGAGGCGCGGCCACACAGUGUUCAUAGUGGCUGAGCUCCCAGUGCUCCCAGUUUAUAAACCAGUUUGAACAGGAGGAACCUUGUGAUCAUGUGGUACUGCAACAGGUCUGAUACUGACACUCAAAGGAAAGAAGGUAAUGCCAUACCAUAAUUCCCCUCAGUGUUUGUGGCCUGAGAUGACCUUUGACCUUAACACUCUGAUGCCCCCUCAGGAUUAAAUGAUGUCACAAAUAUAAGUUUUACUGCGUUUUCUUUUAACUUUGAUAUUGAAUUCCGGUUUCAUCCAAAAGAACCAUCGGAUGUUAUUCAAUAAAAAGUGAAUCUGACUUUUAAA